Molecule: messenger RNA, 1100 nt
Organism: Stegastes partitus (bicolor damselfish)
Lineage: Eukaryota; Metazoa; Chordata; Actinopteri; Pomacentridae
Gene: tfpi2
Product: tissue factor pathway inhibitor 2
Exons: 5
Coding region: 32-712 (226 amino acids)
Biological process (GO): negative regulation of peptidase activity
Cellular component (GO): extracellular region
Molecular function (GO): serine-type endopeptidase inhibitor activity
Source: RefSeq, a predicted model, not a curated record
AGCAGGAAAGACUUAGACCAAAACUUACACAAUGGAUUUCUGCACACUGGCGCUGUUUGCAUUCGUUUCCACGUUUUCCAACGUUUUGGCGCUGUCACCCAAAGGCGUGUGUCUCCUUCAAGUGGACGAGGGACCUUGCAGGGGAGAAAUCGAGCGCUAUUACUACAACACCAUCACUCAGAAGUGCGAGAUUUUCUACUAUGGAGGCUGCCAAGGGAAUGCCAAUAACUUCAAGAGUUAUCAGGAGUGCCAGAAGACAUGUUUCAGAAUCCCAAAGAUUCCCCAAAUCUGCAGGUUUCCCAAAGAGGAGGGUCCCUGCCGUGCCCUCUUCCCCCGCUACUUCUUCAACAUGACCACCAUGCAGUGUGAGCCCUUUUACUACGGAGGCUGCCAGGGGAACUCCAACCGCUUCCAAGACCUCACCUCUUGCAUGGAGUACUGCAGUCCGCAAAAAACUGUUCCCGUGCUCUGUCUGGACCCUCUGGACAAAGGGAAGUGUUCGGCCUCCAUAACUCGCUACUACUACAACAAAGCCACCAAGAUGUGCGAGGAGUUCGUCUACUCGGGCUGCGGGGGGAGCAGCAACAACUUUGUGUCGCGGCAGAGCUGCAUGGACGUGUGUGUCAAAGGAGCGAAAAAGCAGACGGGCCAAGGAAAAGGUCGGCGCAUGAGACGCAAUCGACACAAUCACAUCACGUUCUUGCAGGCGUAGACGUCCGACGCUCCUUCUCAGGAAUUCUCAUGUAGACAAGUCCUCAGUGGAAAACUAACGUGUUUGUUUAUGCUAAAAAUGUUGACCGGGCUGUAUUUGUAAGGCCUUAUGAGCAACUUCUCAAAUGUGACUUUUGCUGUAUGCUGUGGAUGAAGUUUGUUACUACUGCACUAAUGUUCCCGAUUUUGAUACCGUAUGUGUGUUUUGUAUAAGUAAUACAUGAUUAUAGAGAACUUUAUUAUUUUCUCAGCUACAUUUUUUUUUUUUUUUUGGAACAAAAUAUACAGAAUUUGUUGAAGAAUUCUGCCUUUCCUGUACUUUGACGCUGCUGUUUUAAGCAAAUGACUGUAUUUGUGUGCUAUUUUAAUAAUUAACAAACUCAAAAUGU